This is a messenger RNA of Rattus norvegicus (Norway rat), 13182 nucleotides long. RefSeq names its product RP1, axonemal microtubule associated (gene Rp1). The record is from RefSeq and is a predicted model, not a curated record. NCBI's taxonomy places the organism in Eukaryota, Metazoa, Chordata, Mammalia, Rodentia, Muridae. Gene Ontology annotation, biological process: retinal rod cell development; photoreceptor cell outer segment organization; photoreceptor cell development. Gene Ontology annotation, cellular component: axoneme; ciliary tip; photoreceptor inner segment. Gene Ontology annotation, molecular function: microtubule binding.
GUAGGAAACACUGUUGACCAUGCAAACACGACUUCUUCCCAUCACAGACAGGACAGUCUUAUAGCAAGCUCAGCCUUUGGUCCAGAUUCUUCUCUUGAUGCAACACAGGGAUUUCUGCAUAUGCUUGAGACAUUGAAGGCUGUCCUGAAGAUCAUAGUCCUUCCUACUGUUGGGAUUCCUUGAAUGGACUAUAAAUUACAGCUCUCUACCAUGCCUGGUAUUUCCUCAAAUAUCUUCUUAUCAAAAGUCUCAUCUAAAAUGAGUGAGACACCUUCUACUAGUUUCUCCAUGAUUCGUCUGACUUCUUCUGAAGGUCAAGUUCCUUCUCGCCAUUCAAAUGUCACUCAUCCCACAGUGGCUAAACGCAUCAGUUUCUAUAAGAGCGGAGAUCCCCAGUUUGGUGGUGUUAGGGUGGUGGUCAACCCUCGUUCCUUUAAGACUUUUGAUGCCCUGCUAGACAAUUUAUCCAGGAAAGUGCCCUUGCCCUUUGGGGUGAGGAAUAUCAGCACGCCCCGUGGACGGCACAGCAUCACCAAGCUAGAGGAGCUAGAGGACGGCGAGUCUUAUGUAUGCUCCCACAAUAAGAAGGUGCUUCCGGUUGACCUGGACAAGGCCCGCAGGCGCCCUCGGCCCUGGCUCAGUAGUCGCUCUAUAAGCACACAUGUGAAGCUCCGCUCUGCUACUGCCACUAUGCCCACCACCGCUCCUGGCUUGUUUCGUGCCCCAAGGAGGCUUGUGGUCUUUCGGAACGGUGACCCAAAGACCAGGCGUGUGGUCCUUCUUAGCCGGAGGAUCACUCAGAGCUUCGAAGCCUUUCUACAGUACCUGACACAGGUCAUGCAGUAUCCUGUGGCAAAGCUGUAUGCCACAGACGGAAGAAAAGUUCCUAGUCUCCAAGCAGUGAUACUGAGCUCUGGAGCUGUGGUGGCAGCCGGAAGGGAGCCAUUCAAACCAGGAAAUUACGACAUCCAAAAAUACUUGCUUCCUGUCAAGUUACCAGGAAUCUCUCAUCGCGUGCACCGGAAGGGAAAAGCCAAGAUAGAAAAAAGAAAGAGUGGAAACUGGAAAGUUUUAAUAAUCACUAGUGACUUUCCAAAUGCAGGGACCAGCUCACAGGUUUAUAUUGUGUUAUACGGACACUGUAGGAGUUCAGCACCUAUAUAUCUUUCUGGAAGAGAUGGGACUCGAUUUCAGGAUGGACAUGAAGACAACUUUACUAUCACAGUUGGGGACAUAGGAAUUCCAUUUAAGAUUCGUGUUGGCCACACAAAUUCCGGAUGCUCCCCUUCCUGGCACUGUAAGGGGAUAGAACUGCAAAACAUGAAUUCUGGACAAAAGUUUUAUAUUCCUGUUCAGCGAUGGCUGGCACAAGAGCAAGAGGAUGGAGAAAUCUGCCGAGAAUUUCCUAUUUUAAGUAAAGGACAGCCUGUCCUUCCAGUGACAACAUAUGAGGUGUACAUUACAACAGGUGAGCUCUGGAAUGCUGGAACAAUAGCCAAUGUCUACCUUUCUAUCUAUGGGGAAAAAGGAGAUACAGGAUCCAGGAAACUCUUCAGAUCCAAGAACUCUUUAAAGUUUUUAAGAGGACAAAUUGAUACCUUCUUUCUGGAAGCUGUGAACCUUGGAGUUUUAUGCAAGAUCGUGAUAGGCCAUGAUGGACUUGGCCAAGGAAAUGGCUGGUUUCUUGAGGAUGUUGUGGUCAGGGAUCCCACAACCAACCAUGAGUAUGCCUUCUUCUGUCACAGAUGGCUGGAUGAAGGAGAAGAUGAUGGUAAAAUUGUCAGAGAAAUAUAUGCUAGGGAUAAGACUAUCUUCUCUGUGAGGAAGAAGCUAGAACGUAAGAGGAAAGAAACAUGGGCUGCUGAGAGAUGGAAGUUUAUGAAAGGAAAUACUCUUCAGUUUUACAACAAGCUCACUGGAGGGUUUGUCCGUCUUCAUCCAGAUGGCUCGGUUGAUGCUGCUGGAGAGCAGACAGACAGAUACAGUCUUUUCGAUGUGAUUUUCAACAAAGGAAAUAUAUGUGUUUUCCAAAGCCAUGAGAUGAGGCAUCUCUCUCUUACCCUUGACAAUGGCUUUGUCACUGGAAUGGCUGGUGGAGGAGCCUGCUCUGAGCUGAGGGUGCUUCAUCAGCCCAACCAUUGUGCACUUCUUGAGUCGGUACUGCUUCCUGGGCACACCCUAACCGUUGAUCGGCAGGGCAAAGUAGCUGAUGAGUCCUCUGCAGGCUAUGCAGAGCUUUCAAAAGAAUUCUCGGUAUUUGUUAAGGGUGUAUUCCUCAACAGUGCUGUGGUUAUACUCGCUACAAGCUUGUGUCAGGCCCUAUGUCUACAGCCCAAUGGGACCUGCACCGGAGCAGGGAGCCAGUCAGAACAAUCCUACUGGAGAGUGCACAGAAUCAGGUCUGGGAUCUGCAUGUUUGAAAGUGUGAAAACUGCUCAGAUGUAUCUGAGGAUUAAGGAUGGGUGCUGUAAUGGAAUGGGCACUGGAGACACUGAUUGUCAUUUUAAAAUCAAGAAGAACCUGGAAAAUGCAUCUAUAAGUCUGGAAUCUCUGAAGAGCCCAGGGCUGUUUGUUGGACUUCAACCAGAUGGACAGGCAAAACCCGUCAUUUAUACUAAAAAUGAGAGUGUUUGCUUCUAUCCACGUGUCAUCCAAUUUGGCAGGGAGAACCCAAUGGGAAUGUCUGCAACACCGAGCCAAGGAGAAAACAAGACCAGACCACCAGAAUCCAAGACCAGAUGUCCCUCACCAUUGUCAUCAGAAAAAGAAAGCAGGCAUUCACACAGUACUGAAAACCUUCUGUCUGAAGAAAAUUGGAAGGUCUUAGUGCUGACUGGAGAUACAGGUACUCAAGCCAACGUCACAUUGUGGGUGUAUGGAGAUGAAGGAAUCACUGGACCAAUCAGUCUUACCAAGGACAGCCAAGAGCAGCUCUUCCUUCCAGGAAAGAUGGAUGAGUUCCAGGGCUUUGGUGCAGGGUGCUCUUCAUGGAGAUCUCUUGACUGGCUAGGUGCAGGUUCCAGAGACGGGGAGAGAACUCAGGCAGGGAGAGGGAACAGCUUGUGCUGCCCCAGCUGUCAGUUCUUCUCCUUUGCUCAACUGCUGCCACGUGGGUUGCUCAGCCAGGUUGAGCCAGCAGGAGACUGGCUAGCAUCGUCAUCGUCAUCAUCGUUGAGCCAGCAGGAGACUGGCUAGCAUCGUCAUCGUCAUCAUCGAGGGGUGCAGGGGAGUUUCUGGCAGGGAUUUUGGGAGAGGAGAUCCCUCCCCAAAGCGGCAGUGUUACAACUCUUAUCAGAUGAUGGAAUCAUUCCUGCACACCUUUAAUCCUGAAGACUCUUAAAUAAAGUUUUUUUUUUGAAUGGGUCAGUGUCUAACAGCAGGUACUUCCUAUUGGUUUGGCCUGAGAGCUUUGGGAAGACCUCAUCUACAUAUUCAGUGGUAUGGUCCUGUUUCUAUGACUGAUCUGUCUUGAGCCUAUAUGACCUGUGGUCAUGUCCUCACCUGUGGAGGAGGAGUUUGGGUCAUUGCUCUAAGAAACUGGGCUGUCACAAACCUCUUUACAGGGGUUUGUGGGGGGCUGCUGCUAGUGAGGCCCUAAUCUAGGAGGCUGGGAAUGCAUCUGCCAUCCCUUUUAGGGUCUCCCGGGUAUUCGACCUGUCUUGACCAGGAAUCAGGGUACCUUUCACUGCCUGCCACCCCACAAUUCCCCCUUUUACUUUUUUAAAUGAGGUAUCAUUUGUAGUGAAAUGUUUUCAUGGUAUUGAAGUACCCAAAGAAAACACUAAAUAGGCUGGAGGGGUAGUACAAGUAAACUAGAGUGGUAAUGAGGUUUGAGGGUGGGGGUUGGGGGGACAAAGUUUCAUUGAACCAAGUAAUUGUCCCAUGUGUUGAAUAGUAUGAGGGUAUUAACAUUGUUUUUAAACAACAUUAGAUUAAUCUAGCUAGACAUCAUGUUUUCCUCACUAUCAUGUAACUUUCCCCAAGUUCAGUAGCCAUUUGGCUUUGUGAAGAGAGUUCAUCUGUAACUGGAAGGUCUCAAGUCUGUGGGUCUCAGCUGUCAUCUGGAUCUCAGCAUGUGUCUCGGGAGUCUUCAGUCAGAUGAGGUGUCUGGAGGAAGACAUCUCUGUUGUCUCAGGCAGGUCCAAGGAGAUGGUGUUCAGUCUCGGCUGGAUCUGUGGGAGCAGCAUUGUAGAUAAACCUGUAAGGUGAUCACAACAGAGGAGAAGAACACCAGCAGGGGGAUGUCUGCAUUGGAUGGGUAGUGUGGGUUAAGCCUGUGAUGGUUUGCUUGGGAACACAUCAUGGUCUGUUAUGAUUCUAGAAAUACAAGGGUGUUUGAGGAGUUUAGUCAUGGAAGGCAUCCUUAUCUCUGCUUUAAAUGACUGAGGAAGAAAACACCAUGUUAGUUAUGUAUCUGGGACAGGCAGUAACAGUUUGUCUGUGAAAGAAACUGGUUAAUUAAGGAUUAGUUGGUUUGACCUGUGUGAGUAGAUUAGAUGACUUUUAAACCUUAGAGGAAAUUUUUUGGACAUAAAUCAUGAAAAAAAAACAUUAAAUAAAGAGAAAAUAAACAUUUAAAUAAAGAGACAUGGAAAUCUUGGGUUGAGAAGCAUGAACAUUGUCUUAGGUGUUCCUGUUAGAGAGAACAAGCAUUUAAGCAAAGCCUGAAAACUUUCUUCAUUGAGUUUCUUCACUGUCUUAGGCAGGCCUAAGAUGUAGUGAGGGAAGGGCCUGCUCUGCUGUGAUGCUGCUGCUCUAAGCAGGCUGAUCUUUGUGUUUUCCCUGUUUUUUUUUUUUCUUGGUUGGUAAAUCCUAAAUGUAGAUUGGAAGGAGAUGAAAAGGCCAACUUCGAAGAAAAGCUCAAAGGAGGAAUAGAGUCUUGAUAGGAUAGCAUAGUCAGGGGCAGAGGAAGUGAGAAGCAGUUGUUGGGUUAAUGGUGGGGGAUUCCGCAUCUGCUCCACUGCAAGGCAUAGCCACUGGGGGGGCAGGACACAGGGAGUUUGGCAUGCUUACCCCAUGCUGCCACCGGGUGAGUGUCAGCUGUGGAAAACCAUUCUGUGGUUGGGGAAUAGUCUGAUUUAUGGGGACAGCCAGCCAGAGCUGGCUCGUGUGGGGAGGGCUGUGAGAAGACCCCGAGCUGUCUGGUUCCCAGGCUCCUGGACACUCAGGUGCCCUUGGAUGCUGAGGAAAAGCCGAGAAUGGAGUGGGGGGCUCACCGGCAGGGUUUUCCCAGCCUGAAAGAAAAGGGGGGGGGGAACUCCAGCUGAUCCCGUGGUGGGAAUCCUUGGCUUGUCUGCAGUUGGCUGUAGGCUUGGGAUUAAUGGCGGCCACAGCUGGGAACAUAGAGAGGCUUUCCACAGAAGAUUAGUCCUUGGCUCUGUACUAGGAGGACUUCUCUACAGCUCCUAAUGGCGGUGGGACUUCUCGGGGCAGGCCUGAGAUUAAAAACCUUUUGCAGGGAGGAGUGUCUGGGAAGAAAAAACUAAUUGGCUAAGCUUCUAGGUCCUUAGAUAUUUCAUUAUUAUGAAGAUCUGUCUAUUACUAAUAGGGGGACAUUGGCAGGGAUGGCUGAAACGUGUGGUAAACCUAUUUGUGGGGAACCCCAGGCUCACACUGUUUUGUUACUGGUCCUCAAAUCUGUAGCACCAGCUGUUCUUCUACCAGCUGUGUGAGGGCUCUGAGCUUUUCCCUUGAGGCCACUGUGGGACCCAGAUGCCUUCGUUAGGGAGACAAUCAAGGCAGGUAGUAUUAAAUCUAACCGUAGCUCUUAGAAUUGGGGAUGAUUGGGAGGAGGAUUUUUAGGAACUCUUCCCCAAGCAGCAGCUCUUAAGACAGUGUCUCACAGCAGGCACUUCCAAUUUGUUUGUCCUCAGAGCUUGGGAAGACCUCAUCUACAUAUUCAGGGGUGUGGUCCUGUUUCUAUGACUGAUCUGUCUUGAGCCCCCAAAACAUAUCAGGAUUCUCUUUAUGUAUAGAAAGGGGGCAAUGACUUCCAUUCUUUAUAAAUCCUGGAAUUCUGUAUGAUAGAAAGAGUAUGUAUAAACCUUAAGAAAGAAUCACAUUUACUACACAGUAAAUGCAUUACAUCAGUGCAAAAGUAAUUGUAGCAAUUUUACACUGCUGAAAUUUUCUGUGUGUUAUUAGAAUGCCUUCUUAAAUAAAUAUAGUUAAGUCAUACAUCAUUUUAAUAUGUUUCCUUCCCUUUGUGAUUUUGGUUAAUGGCUUUCUGUUUGUUUUAUAUUUAUUUUAUACUAUGGAAAGGAUGUUACAGAAAAAAAGCAAAUUAAAGCUAUAUUCUUUUUUAUAUAUUGUAUAUUUUAUUUAUUUACAGCUUCUAUGAAUAUGCUCCCACUCUAACCCACCCACUUCCAACUCAACACCUUGGCAUUCCCCUACACUGGGGAAAUGAGCCUUUACAGGACCAAGGGCUUCUCCUCCUACUGAUGCCAGACAAGACCAUUCUCUGCUACAUAUGCAGCUGGAGCCUUGGUCCCCUCUAUGUGUACUCUUCGGUUGGUGGUUUAGUCGCCGGGAGGUCUAGGGGGUUUGGUUGGUUGAUAUUGUUGUUCUUCCUAUGGGGUUGCAAACCUCUUUAGCUCCUUCAGUCUUUUUUUUUUUCUAAUCCCUCCAUUGUAGUCCCCGUGGUUGUCCAAUGGUUCUCUGCAAGCAUCCUUAUCUGAAUCAGUAAGGCUCUGGCAGAGGCUCUCAGGAGGCAUCUAUAUCAGGCUUCAGUCAGCAAGCACUUCUUGGCAUCAGCAAUAGUGACUGGAUUUGAUGGCUGCAUAUGGGAUGGAUCCCUAGCUGGGGAAGUCUCUGGAUGACUUUUGCUUCACUCCCUGCUCCACUUUUAUGAAGCAUUUGGUUCAUAACUUGUUAGUUUUACUGUGUCUCUGUCUAGUUUCUGUUCUCAUGAUCUGUCCAUUGGUGAGAGUGGAGUGUUGAAGUCUCCCACUAUUAUUGUGUGAGGAGCAGUGUAUGUUUGGAGUUUUAUUAAAGUUUCUUUUAUGAAUGUGGGUCCUCUUGCAUUUGGAGCAUAGAUGUUCAGAAUUGAGAGUUUAUCUUGGUAGAUUUUUCCUUUGAUGAGUAUGAAGUGUCCUUAUCUUUUUUGAUAACUUUUGGUUGAAAGUCAAUUUUAUUUGAUAUUAGAUUGGCUACUCCAGCUUGUUUCUUGGGACCAUUGUUGGAAAAUUGUUUUCCAGCCUUUUACUCUGAGGUAGUGUCUGUGUUUGCCACUGAGGUGUGUUUCAUGUAUGCAACAAACUGCUGGGUCCUGUUUAUGUAUCCAAUCUGUUAGUCUAUGUCUUUUUAUUGGGGAAUUGAGUUCGUUGAUGUUUAGAAAAUUUAAUGAAUAGUAAUUGCUGUUUCAUGUUAUUUUGGGGUAUUUUUUGUAGUCGAAUUAUGUUUGUGUGAUAUCUUCUUUUGGGUUUGUUGCAAGAAGAUUACUUGCAACAAGUAAUAGUUUCCCUCCUUGUGUUGGAGUUUUCCUUUGUAGGGCUGAAUCUGUGGAGAGAUAUUGCAUAAAUUUGGUUUUGUCAUGGAAUAUCUUGGUUACACCAUCUAUGGUAAUUGAGAGUUUUGCUGGAUAUAGUAGCCUGGGCUGAUAUUUGUGUUAUCUUAGGGUUUGUGUGAUACCUACCCAGGAUCUCCUAGCUUUCAUAGUCUCUGUUGAGAAGUCUGGUGUAAUUCUGAUAAGACUGCCUUUGUAUGUUACUUGACCUUUUUUCCUUACUGUUUUUAAUAUUCUUUCUUUGUUUUGUGCAUUCGAUGUUUUGACUAUUAUGUGACAGGAGGAAUUUCUUUUCUGUUCAAAUCUUUUUGGAGUUCUGUAGGCUUCUUGUAUAUUUAUGGGCAUCUCUUCUUUAGGUUAGGGAAGUUUUCUUCUAUAAUUUUGUUGAAGAUAUUUACUGGCCCUUCAAGUUGGGAAUCUUUGCUCUCUUCUAUACCUAUUAUCCUUACAUUUCAUCUUCUCAUUGGGUCCUGAAUUUCCUGGAUAUUUUGGUUCAGAGCUUUUUCAUUUUUGCAUUUUCUUUGACUAUUGUGUCAAUGUUUUCUAUGAUAUCUUCUAUAGCUGAGAUUCUCUUUUCUAUCUCUUGUAUUCUGUUGGUAAUGUUUCUGUCUAUUACUCCUGAUCUCUUUUUGAGGUUUUCUACCUCCAGGGUUGUCGCCCUUUGUGAUUUAUUUACUGUUUAUAUUUCCAUUUUAGAUACUGAAUGUUUUUGUUCAAUUUCUUCAUCUAUUCGGUUGUUUUUUUCUGCAACUCUUUAAAGAGUCUUUGUGUUUCCUCUUUAAGAGCUUCGAUUUGUUUACCUGUGUUCAUCUGUACUUCUUUAAUGAAGUUAAUAUGUCCUUAAAGUCCUCUGUCAUCAUCAUGAAAUGUGAUUUUAAAUCCAAACCUUGCUUUUCUGGUGUGUUGGGGUAUCCUGAACCUGCUGUGGUAGAGGAACUGGAUUCUGAUGAUUCCAAGUAGUCUUGGUUUCUGUUGCUUAAGUUCUUAUGCCUGCCUCUCACCAUCUGGUUGUCUGUGAUGUUAGUUGGUCUUGCUGUCUCUGACUGGAGCUUAUUCUUCCUGUGGGCCUGUGAUCAUAGGAGUCAGAGCACUCUUGGGAGACGAGCUGUGUCUGGAUAGGCUUUGGAUCUGGAGGCUGUGUCCUAGGCCUUAGUUCUGGGUGCAGAUGGAGACUGGAAAAUAAAGCUAUAUUCCUAUGUAAAUUUAAAAUGGGUCAUAAAGCAGUAGAGGUGUUUGCUACUUCACAACGUAUUUGACUCAAGAGCUGCUGAUGAACGUACAGUGCAAUGAGGGAUGGUUUAAGUAGUUUUGCAGAGUGGAUGAGAACCUUCAUUAUCAGGAACCAGUGUCUCAACAUCAAUAACUAAGUGAAAGCCCCUUUCAAACCUGAUACAUUUACAGCUACAGGAGAACUAGCCAAAGAACUGAGAGGUGACCACAUGGAGCAAGCUGAAAAGGUAAAAAGACUCAAUGGGUGCCUAUGAGCUGGCUGGAAAAAAUUGUCACUUUUGAACUGUCAUUUUCUCUUAAUUCUAUUCAGUGAUGAAUAAAUUCUUGAUGAGAUUGUGGCAUGUGAUAAAAAGAUUGCACACAACCAGAAGCUCCCAAGCUUUUUCCAAUGGCAAACUUGCAUAAAAAUAGUCAUGGUCAAUUAGAUCAUCUACAGCAGGGCUGUCUAUGAUAGUUUCUUGAAUAUCAGUAAAACCACGUCUGAGAAAUAGGCUCAGCAAACUUAUGGGUUGCACCAUGACUGCAGAAGCUACAGUAGUGUUGGUCCAAUGGAAUGGACUCAUUUCUUUUUCAUGAUGCCUCACAAUCUCUAACUGCAUAUGGGACAAUCACCGAGACAAAGGAUGAAGAUAUUGGGCUAGAAAGUUCUGUCUCAUCCACUGUAUUACCCUCAUUUCUGCCAACAAAACCUCUUCAAGCCUAUCCAUGACUUUUUGAAUGGAAGACCUCCCACAAAGCACAAAUUUUAUGUCAUUUGAAUAAAAAAUUAUUUAUUAUCAGCAACAGUAUAUAAUGGUCCCUAGUUUGAUCAAUUAAGAUGUAUUUUUGUUUAGUUAUAAUAGCCAAAAGUUCAUAAUCUGCAAGCACAAUUCAUUUUGUAUCAACCUAAUUGUAAUUGGUAAAGAACAGAGAUCCUUGGGUCAUAAACAUGAAAUUAAGAUUAAUGAAUAUAUUAUUGGUUUCUUUACUUUGGAUGAAGUGCUUAUACAUUUUCCAGUAAUGGAGGCUGGGUCUACAAAGCCUUUUGAAUUCUGCAGAUGUAUGGACUCUAACAUAUUAGCAUAGCUAACACUAGAAGCUUACAACAUAUCAGGUCCCUUUCUAUACCCACUGGCUCAGAAUCUAAGUUUUAGUAAGAUUCUCAUAUUCAUCAAAGGGAAAAUCCACCAAGAGAAAGUCUCAAUUCUGAACAUCUAUGCCCCAAAUGCAAAGGCUCCCACAUUCAUAAAAGAAACUUUAGUAAAGCUCAAAACACACAUUGAACCUCAUACAAUAAUAUUGGGAGACUUCAACAUCCUACUCUCACCAAUGAAAAGGUCUUUGAAACAAACUAAACAGAAACAGAGUGAAACUAACAGAGAUUAUGAACCAAACAGAUUUAACAGAACAUUUCAUCCUAAAAAAAAAGAAUAUACUUGGUUUUCAGCACCUCACGGCAUCUUCUCCAACAUCGACCACAUAAUUGGUCACAAAACAACCCUCAACUGAUACAAGAAGAUUGAAAUAAUCCCAUGCACCCUAUCAGAACAGCAUGGCAUAAAGCCCGUCUUCAAUAACAACAAAAGCAAUAGAAAACAUACAUACAAGUGAAAACUGAACAACUCUCCAUUCAGUGGUAAUGUGAUCAAGAUUGAAAUAAAGAAGAUAAGACUUCCUGGAAUUUAAUGACAAUGUUGACACAUUAUACUCGAACCUAUGGGACACAAUGAAAGCAGUGCUAAGAGGAAAAUUCAUAGCACUAAGUGCAUUGGUAAAGAAACUGGAGAGAUCUUAUACUAGAAACUUAACAGCACACCUGAGAGCUCUAGAACAAAAAGGAGUAAACUCACUCAAGAGGAGUAGAAGGCAAGAAAUAGUCAAACUCAGGGUUGAAAUCAACCAAAUAGAAACGAAGAGAACAAUACAAAGAAUCAGCAAAAGCAAAAGUUGGUUCUUUGAGGGAAUCAACAAGAUAGAUAAAACCCUAGCAAACUAACUAAAGGGUCCAAAGCCAGUAUCCAAAUUAACAAAAUCAAAAUGAAAAGGGAGACAUAACAACAGAAGUGGAGGAAAUUAAAAAAAUCAUCAGAUCCUACUACAAAAGCCUAUACUCAACAAAACUGGGAAAUCUAGAAGAAAUGGAUUGUUUUCUAGACAGGUACCACAUACUAAAGUUAAAUCAAGGGCAGGUAAUAGAAGAAUUCAUUAAAAACCUCCCAACCAAAAAAAAAAAAAAGAACGAAAGAAAGAAGUCUAGGGACAAAUGGAUUAAAUUCAGAAUUCUACCACACCUUCAAAGAAGACCUGAUACCACUAUUCCUCAAACUAUUUCAUAAAAUAGAAACAGAAGGAACACUACCUAAUUCAUUGUAUGAAGCCAUAAUUAUUCUGAUAUCUACACCACACAAGGACCCUACCAUAAAAGAGAACUUCAGACUGAUCUCGCUUAUGAAUAUUGAUGUGAAAAUACUCAAUAAAAUUCUCACAAAUUGUGUCCAAGAACAUAUCAAAACCAUCAUUCACCACGAUCAAGUAGGCUUCAUCCCAGGGAUGCAAGGUUGCUUCAAUGUAAGAAAAUCCAUUAACAUAAUCCACUAUAUAAACACUCAAAGAAAAAAAAUCACAUGAUCAUAUCCUUAUAUGCAGAAAAAGCAUUUGACAAAAUACAACACUCCUUUAUGUUGAAAAUAUUAGAGAGGUCAGGAAUUCAUGGCCCAUACCUAAACAUACUAAAAGCAGUUUACUGCAAACCAACAGCCAAUAUCAAAUUAAAUGGGAGAUGCUUGAAGCAAUCUCACUAAAAUCUGGGAUGGGACAAGGAUGCCCACUCACCCAUAUCUUUCUAAUAUAGUACUCAAAGUGCUAGCUAGCACAAUAAGACAACAAAAAGAGAUCAAGGGGAUACAAAUUUGUAAAUAAGAAUUAAAGGUAUUAUUAUUUGCAGAUGAUAUGAUAGUAUAUAUAUAUAAGUGACCCCAAAAAUUCUACCAGAGAAUUUCUGUAGCUGAUAAACAACUUCAGUAAAGUGGCUGGAUAUAAAAUUAACUCAAAUAAUUCAAUAGCCUUCCUUUAUACAAAUGAUAGACAGGCUGACAAAGAAAUUAGGGAAAUGAUUCCCUUCACAAUAGCCACAGACAAUAUAGGGGUAACUCUAAGCAAACAAGUGAAAGACCUUUAUGAUAAGAACUUCAAGUCUCUCAAGAAAGAAACUGAAGAAGAUCUCAGAAAAUGGAGAGAUCUCCUAUGCUCAUGGAUUGGCAGAAUUAAUAUAGUAAAAAUAGCCAUCCUACCAAAUGCAAUCUACAGAUUCAAUGCAAUCUCCAUCAAAAUCUCAACACAAUUCUUCAAAGACAUGGAAUGAGCAAUUCUCAAAUUCAUCUGAAAAGACAAAAAACCCAGAAUAGCAAAACCAAUUCUUAACAAUAAAAGAACAGCUGGGGGGAUUACCAUCCAUGACCACAAACUCUACUACACAGCAAUAGUGAUAAAAACUGCAUGGCAUUGGUACAGAUGCAGACAGUUUGAUCAAUGGAAUAGAAUUGAAGACCCAGAAAUAAAAUCACACAGUUACACACGCUUGAUCUUUGACAAAGAAGCCAAAAAUAUACAAUGAAAAAAAAAGCAAGCAUCUUCAAUAAAUGGUGCUGGUCUAACUGGAUAGCUGUAUGUAGAAAAAUGAAAAUAGACCCAUAUUUGUCACCAUGCCCAAAGCUUAAGUCCAAGUUGAUCAAGGACCUCAACCUAAAAUCUAAUACAAAGACUCUAAUAGAAGAGAAACUUGGAAAGAGCUUUGAACUCAUUGGCACAGGCAAAACAAAACCGAGAAUUCACAGUAAAGGAAUCUUGAAUGGCUGAGAAGCACUUAAAGAAAUGUUCAAAGUCCCUAGUGAUCAGAGAAAUGCAAAUCAAAAUAACCCUGAGAUUCUGCCUUACACCAGUCAGAAUGGCUAAGAUCAAAACCUCAUGUGACAACAGAUGCCUGUGAGGAUGUGGAGAAAGGAAGCACUCCUUUAUUGCUUGUGUGAUUGCAAACUGGUACAACCACUCUGGAAAUCAAUUUGGAGGUUCCUCAGAAAAUUGGAAAUAGACCUACCUAAAGAUCCAGAAAUACCACUCUUAGGAAUAUACCCCAAAGAUGCCCCACCUUACCACAAGGGCAUAUGUUCCACUAUGUUCAUAGCAGCCUUAUUUGUGAUAUCCAGAAGCUGGAAACAACCCAGAUGUCCCAUGACAAAAGAAUGGAUACAGAAAAUGUGGUUCAUUUUACACAGUGGAAUACUACUCAGUUAUUAAGAAUGAGGACAUCCUGACUUUUUCAGGCAAAUGGAUGGAACUAGAAAAUGUCAUCCUGAGUGAGGUGACCAAAACGAGAAGCAUGGUAUAGUCUCACUAAGAAGUGGAUAUUAGCAAAUAAAUAAAUAAAUAAAUAAAUAAAUAAAUAAAUAAAUAAAUAUAAAAAUAAAAAA